UAGAAUGGCGAUUUCAUCAAAAGAGGGUUGCACUGUAAUAUGUCAUUAUGUCGGCUGUUGUGUCUUCCAGACCUGAAAUUUCAAAUAAGAUUUUUUUUUUUUUUUUUCCAGGACGAGGAAGUACUGCUGUCAAAAGUCUUUACUGACACACCCUCUUCAUUCUUUACGCUAACCAUUAUGAAACUCCCUUUCCUGGAUGUUUAUUACAUGUGUUUUGACAGCUCGUAACAUUACCAGGCAGAGACGUUUAUCUGCGACUGAGGUGUUCGCCCAGAGCCGUCAUUCUUUUUAACCCUCCUUUUUUACCAUCCUUGCCUUGCUCGCUUCACAGGAAUGUGGCCCCGUAUCUGCACAGCAGUCUAAACAGUGGCAAUAUUGUCGCCAUGGACUGUUGCCCGAAUCUCUGCCUGCCUCCCGAAGAAGUCGAGAGACGUAGGAUCAACAGGGCCAUCGAGAGGCAACUGGAACAUGAUAGGAAAGAGAAUGAACGUGCCUACAAGCUUCUCUUUUUAGGGACAGCAGAGAGUGGCAAGAGCACUUUUCUCAAGCAGAUCCGCAUCCUCCAUGGUAACGGAUAUAGCGAGAGCCAGCGGAUGUCCUUCAUUCGGUUAGUGUGCCAGAAUGUGGUCACCGCUAUGCAAACACUCAUUGAAGCCAUGAGAAUCCUCCGCGUGGACUACGCUGACAAUCAAAACCUGGCCUUGGCGGAGCGUCUGAGUGAAGUGCAGGUCGAGAAGGUGGAAAGGUUGGAGUCGUGGCAGGUGAACGCCAUAAAAAAUUUGUGGAAUGAUCACGGCCUUCAGGACUGCUAUUACCGAAGACGUGAAUUCCACCUGACCGAUUCAGCCAAAUAUUACUUCAGUGAAAUGGACCGAAUCACCGCCCCGGGUUACAUCCCUAAUUUGCAGGACAUCUUGAGGGUUCGUGUCCCCACCACGGGCAUCAUUGAGUACCCUUUUCAAAUAAAGGGCAUUACGUUCAGGAUGGUGGAUGUUGGUGGUCAGCGUUCGGAAAGGAGGAAGUGGAUCCACUGCAUGGAUAACGUCAUUUCUAUCAUCUUCCUGGCCGCCCUCAAUGAGUAUGACAGCGUCAUGCUUGAGGACCCCACACAUAAUCGGAUGGAAGAGAGCUUGGCAUUGUUCAAGACCCUCGUAGAGUACCCGUGGUUCAGCGAGACUUCCUUCAUCCUUUUCCUCAACAAGACAGACCUUCUGGAGGAGAAAAUCCAGCAUUCAGAUGUGGCCACAUAUUUCCCGCAGUACACAGGGCCUCCGCACAAUGCCAAACACGCUCAAAAAUUCUUCCUUGAGCUCUACAAGAUUCCACACAGGGGCCACAGAAAGCCCAUGUUCUUUCACUACACCUGUGCCACAGACACCAAAAAUGCCAAAGUGGUCUUCUCAAGCGUCAAGGAUACCCUCUUCCGAGAAAUCAUCGACUUUACCAUGUCGUGAAGGAACCUUGUCAUGGCGUUGAAGCUACAAGCAGCCCAUUGAAAAAAAUAUAUGCUAUAGUGUGUUAUUAUUGUCUAGGUUCAAGUUUUUUCUAAUGUUGAUGCAAGACUGUCAAAACCGGUUAGGCCGAAAUUGCUGCUUGAACUAAAGUGCAUCGCUCUUGUUUUUGCAAAGCAACAAAGGCACAAUUUUCAAGAAAUAGAAUUGAAAGACAGAGGAUGUGACAAGUAAAUGGGCCUACAGCACAUUCAAAUAACAUAGUGGUAGAUACUUGAUUUGUUGCUACUUCUGGCUAAGUUUGGUGUGUUUGUUUUACAUUGUACAUUGUCAAUGUAUAUAUUGAUCAUUGCCAAGUGUUCCUCCUGUUGGAAUGAAAAAAUAUAAAUGAUGUCAAUAGCGACUAAUUGAGGCAAUUUUCAUUAGAUUACCCUUAACAACAAGUAAGCAAAAAUAAGACGAAAACAAAAUAAUAAUAAAAAUAAAGAAAAUACAGCAAAUAAUGGACUUAAUUUGUAUGGAGUCUGAUUAUAUUUUCCUUUAUUUCAUCUUACAUCAUUGUUUUUGUCAUUUUUCUGUUAAAGUGUUUCAUAUUUUGUCUCUGCCUCUUGUUCUUUCUUAGUCUAGUUUCAUUUUUUCCCUGGUCAUUAUCCUUGUUUCAUAUUGUCUGUUGCUUUUUUAAAAAAAAAAUUAAUCUAAUUUUGUUUUCAUCUUUUGUGUUCGUUUUGAUUUAUGUUGCUAUCUUUGUAUUGAUUCUGUCUGUUUUAUUAUUAUUUUUACCCUAUAUUUGUUUUCAUCUUGUCAUUUCAUUUUUUUCAUUUUUAUUUUAUUUGUAUUUUGUGUUGUGUAAUGUCUUGCUUUCAUCUUUGACAGUCUUUAAUGCUAAUUUCAAGUUAUUAUCGGCCAAUUGCGUAGAGUUGAUUUAGUUGAAAAUUACCAUCUUAAAGCAUUGAAUGCCAAAUAGAGCGCACUUGGUUGAUAUUAGGUCUUAAUCGGCUAAGAUGGGGCCACUUAGAAUCAUAGGUUGACACUAAUGAGAUACUGUCAAACUGGAGCAUGCUUUGGCAUGUGACGUGUCCAUGUGUGGUUGUCAUCCUUUUCAGCAAACAACUGUCCUCACUUUAUGCAUAGUUGUCAAACUGCAGAAACAAGUUAGGUGAAAGAACAUAAAGGAAGUCAAAUUAACAAAUAUGCAAUGAUUAGAUGUUAAUCAUUUCUGACAGCACUGUUCUUUUUAACAAUAUGAGACCGAAGAGGCAAAAUGGGUUCCAAGGUUUAAAAGAUUGUUACUCAUUUUAUGCUCAUGAUUUCAUUACAAAGGAGGUGUAACAAAACUCAUUUAAAUUAAACUCGAUUUUAAAAUUAGUACAGUGGGGCAAAUAAGUAUUUAGUCAACCACUAAUUGUGCAAGUUCUCCCACUUGAAAAUAUUAGAUAGGUCUGUAAUUGUCAACAUGGGUAAACCU
Messenger RNA from Corythoichthys intestinalis (scribbled pipefish), 2916 nucleotides. RefSeq names its product guanine nucleotide-binding protein subunit alpha-11-like. The coding region runs from base 384 to 1454 and encodes 356 amino acids. Gene Ontology annotation, molecular function: G protein-coupled receptor binding; G-protein beta/gamma-subunit complex binding; GTPase activity. Gene Ontology annotation, cellular component: heterotrimeric G-protein complex. NCBI's taxonomy places the organism in Eukaryota, Metazoa, Chordata, Actinopteri, Syngnathiformes, Syngnathidae. The record is from RefSeq and is a predicted model, not a curated record. Gene Ontology annotation, biological process: phospholipase C-activating dopamine receptor signaling pathway; adenylate cyclase-modulating G protein-coupled receptor signaling pathway; action potential. The transcript is spliced from 7 exons.